UUGCGAGGCAGGGGCGGGAUUUGAGUAAGCAGCUCUGAGUGAGACAGCUUUAAUUAAUAUGGAACGGGAAGUAUUUGCUGUAGCUGAAAGUUUUUAAUGGGGCUUUAAAACUUUCUCUGCAUUGGAAUUAAGGGUGUGGGAAAACGUAUCUGUCAUCAAGAAAUAUAUUGCAGCGAAUCGAUAUAGCAAUACCCGUGUGUAUUCUCAAAGAGAGUACAGCAGUUGAAAAGAGUUUAUCAGAGUUCUGUCUGAAGAGUUAAUUAUCACUACAUUUUGUUGUGUAACACUGCAAACUGGUCAGUUUGCCACGUGACAAUUCUUUUUUGAUACCUGUACACCUAUACCAGGUGACCAGUAUUCUGCCUGCAAUACUGCCAGCUUUGAUGUAGCAAAGUGCUAGAAGAUGACUGAAGAGGUGCUUGUGGUUGCCAAAUUUGACUAUGUAGCCCAGCAGGACCAGGAGCUGGAUAUUAAGAAAAAUGAGCGAUUAUGGUUACUAGAUGAUUCCAAGUCCUGGUGGCGUGUGCGGAACUCUAUGAAUCAAACAGGAUUUGUACCAUCUAACUAUGUUGAAAGAAAAAACAACGCUCGAAAAGCUUCCAUUGUUAAAAAUCUGAAAGACACGUUAGGGAUUGGAAAGGUGAAAAGGAAACCAAGCUUGCAGGACUCUGCAUCGAACUUAGAUGGAGAUAGCUGCUCAGACAAUGGUGAUCGCUUGUAUGAUUUAAAUUCACCUGCACAUGUGAAAUUCAAUUACCAGGCUGAAAGAGAUGAUGAGAUAUCGCUUACCAAAGGAACCAAGGUCAUUGUUAUGGAGAAAAGCAGUGAUGGCUGGUGGAAAGGUAGUUAUAAUGGCCGUGUAGGCUGGUUCCCUUCAAACUACGUAACAGAAGAAUGUGAUAGCCCUCUUCAGGAUCAGCCAGGUUCAUUAACAGACAAAUUAGCUGCUGUUGUGAAUAAUUAUAGUAAUACCAAGGCACUGGGUGUUGUGCAGGCCCUUUACUCAUUCACCUCUCCAAAUGAUGAAGAGUUAAACUUUGAAAAAGGUGAAAGGAUGGAUGUUAUUGAGAAACCAGAAGACGACCCAGAAUGGUGGAAAUGUCGAAAAAGUGAUGGUCAAGUUGGUUUGGUGCCAAAGAACUAUGUUGUCACUUUGGAUGAAAUGCCACCGUUCUCUGAUGACCAGCCAACGCCUCCUCAAUGUGACUAUGUUUACCCUUCUGCCACUGGAAAGUUUGGUGGAAAACAGUGGUACUAUGGGAAAAUAACAAGGCACCAGGCAGAACUAGCUAUGAAUGAACGAGGGAAUGAAGGGGACUUUUUAAUUCGAGACAGUGAAUCAUCACCAAGUGACUUCUCCAUAUCCUUAAAAGCUCAAGGCAGGAACAAGCAUUUUCGAGUUCAACUUAAAGACAACCUGUAUUGCAUUGGACAACGCAAGUUCAGCACUAUGGACGAUUUAGUAGAACAUUACAAAAAGGCACCCAUUUUCACUAGUGAAAAAGGAGAGAAGCUGUACCUUGUAAAGCCUUUGAAUUCCUGAAAGGACAGUUAGCCUUCAGUGCCUGAUUUAAAACAGGCUGAAGGCCAGAAAGACUCUGGGAAUGAGUAACUUUGACCUGCGCUCACUUCAUAAAAUUCCAUCUAGUGCUUAAAUCCCGUUCAUAAUGACUACAUAUGGUUUAUUUACAUUGUAAUAUACUGUGUUUAUAUGCCUGUCUGUAAUUGUUUCCUAUAACAUUACUGAUGUUGAAUUAUGUUAAAUGCCUGCAAGGUAAUUCAAAGUAGGCACUAAACACAUGGUGCACUCUCGAAUAAAAUUGCAUUUUGAAUAUUUCUGUAA
Messenger RNA from Protopterus annectens (West African lungfish), 1843 nucleotides. RefSeq names its product NCK adaptor protein 1 (gene NCK1). Gene Ontology annotation, molecular function: ephrin receptor binding. The transcript is spliced from 7 exons. Gene Ontology annotation, biological process: negative regulation of PERK-mediated unfolded protein response; positive regulation of translation in response to endoplasmic reticulum stress; positive regulation of endoplasmic reticulum stress-induced intrinsic apoptotic signaling pathway. NCBI's taxonomy places the organism in Eukaryota, Metazoa, Chordata, Ceratodontiformes, Protopteridae. The coding region runs from base 404 to 1543 and encodes 379 amino acids. The record is from RefSeq and is a predicted model, not a curated record.